Phlebotomus papatasi is the source of this 1316-nucleotide messenger RNA. RefSeq names its product histone acetyltransferase Tip60-like. Gene Ontology annotation, molecular function: histone acetyltransferase activity. The record is from RefSeq and is a predicted model, not a curated record. The transcript is spliced from 4 exons. The coding region runs from base 93 to 1316 and encodes 407 amino acids. Gene Ontology annotation, biological process: regulation of DNA-templated transcription. NCBI's taxonomy places the organism in Eukaryota, Metazoa, Arthropoda, Insecta, Diptera, Psychodidae.
GCGGAAAUUUUUGGUACUUAGUUGACAGCUAUAAAACAUCAAAACAAGAUUUUUGUUUCUCUCCAAAAUUGGUGAAAAACCCGUGAAAACCAAUGCAAAUAAUGGAUAUUGAUGAAGAUGCAUCAUCCAUUUGUGAGUCUACAGCAUCGCUCACGGAAGGAUGUAGACUCCCAGUCCGGAUGAAUGGGACAAAUGAUUGGCCACUGGCUGAAAUAAUUAGUGUUAAGGACAUUAUGGGACAGCAACAGAAACUCUUCUAUGUACAUUAUGUAGACUUUAAUAAGAGACUCGAUGAAUGGGUUAGUGAGGAUUUUAUGGACACGAGAAAAGUACAAUUUCCCAGAAAAGAUGGCUCAACCACAGGACAAAAUACUGGUGUUACAACACCCAAAAAACAACCCACAGUUCCCACCACGGGAAAUACUUCGAGACCCGUGAGUCCAGUCACACCCUCCAGUGAGCUCGUCAACGGAAGUGCUGUUCUAGCGGCAGCACUACAGAAAAAGAUGAACAGAAAGCGAAAGCUGAGCACUGUUGCGCAGUUAAACAUUCCGUUGCAGACAACCCCAUCCGUGGAUGUAGAAGAGAACUCCCAAGAGGGCUCACAGCAACAAACACCCCGACAAUCUGGCAGUUUAGUGGCACACCAUGAUGAUGUGGUGACAAGAAUGAAGAAUGUAGAGAUGAUUGAGUUGGGUAUACAUCGGAUAAAACCAUGGUAUUUUGCACCAUAUCCCCAGGAAUUGUGUCAGAUGUCCUGCAUCUACAUCUGUGAAUUCUGUCUAAAGUAUCGGAAGAGCAAAAAGUGUUUAGAGAGGCACAUCAACAAAUGCAAUCUCAAGCACCCGCCCGGCAAUGAGAUCUAUCGCAAGGGUACAAUUUCAUUUUUUGAAAUUGACGGACGAAAGAACAAAGUAUAUGCCCAGAAUUUGUGUCUUCUGGCUAAACUCUUUCUCGACCACAAGACUCUCUACUAUGACACUGAUCCGUUCCUCUUCUAUGUGAUGACUGAAUUUGACUCACGGGGCUUCCAUAUAGUUGGAUACUUUUCCAAGGAGAAGGAAAGUACAGAGGAUUACAAUGUUGCAUGUAUACUCACGAUGCCACCGUUUCAACGGAAAGGAUAUGGGAAGUUACUUAUUGAGUUUAGUUAUGAAUUGUCCAAAUUUGAGGGUAAGACAGGAUCACCUGAGAAGCCACUGUCAGACCUCGGACUUCUGUCCUAUCGGAGUUACUGGGCACAGACAAUUUUGGAAAUUCUACUGGCCCAGAAGCCCACCGGAGAAUUAGAAAAACCGCAAAUUACAAUCAAGUAA